UACCUCCAUCACCACUCAGCACCACCCGCCUCCUCCUCCUCUCCCUCUUCCUCUCUGUGAUGUUGCUGAAGAUGAUGUGAGGCUGUGGAGGACCAAUCACUGGGGUAGAGGGGUGUGGCCAGAGUAGGAGCUCAGAGCUGAUCGAUGCUCAGAGGACUGAGGAGGAAGAGAUGACAGGGAGGUAGAGGAGGGUGGGGGAGGCCUUGUCCGAGCCGAGGAGCGUCCGACGGUGGAUUAAUAAAGGAGGAGGAGGAGGAGGGAGGAAGCUGUCGCUAACAGAGGAGGAACCACCUGUGCUGUCAUGGACAAAUACCGACCAAAGAGACCAACCAGCCUGAAUCUGUUCCCUCAGCUUCCACAAGCCGGCAGCCAGGACUCCAUCAACAACAACUCUUUGGGUAAAAAGGACAGCUGGAAGGACUCCCAUUCCUCCUCCCCACACAUCACCGGAGACCCAGCUCCUCAGGAUGCCCAGCCCAAAGCAGAGGACAAAGUCCGGCCUGCAGCUCAGCGCCGGCCGGCACCAAAACCGCCCACAGCCAGCGGGUCUAACGCCAGAACCAAUGGUCAGACUGCUGCCUCAGCUGCAGACGCACGGGUUCGACCACGAGAAAGGCAGCCGCCUGCAGCCACGCAGCCCUGCAGCACGCCCAGGAGUCAGAGGAGAGCCGGAGGGGGAGGAGGAGGUGGGAGAGGGGGCGGUGGAGGAGGUGGGAGAGGAGGCGGGCGAGGAGCGAUGAGGGAGAAGAAUCAGGGAGAGCUGAGAGGUACCGGGACGGAUCGGAGAGGUGGACGGCUGUGUGAGGACAAGGCCAAGGACAAAGACAAGAACGGACAUCAGAGGCAGAGGGACGGAAACGGGCCGAGAGGCCGGGCGGCUGAGGGGAGAGGAAGAGGAGGGACGAAGGUGAGCAGCAGAGGAGGAGUGGGCAUCAAAUCCAACAACAAGCUGACCAAUCAGGAGGUCUACCUGCCUGCCAUGGUGGUCCCACGCACACCUAUAACAGCCAGAAGCCAGGAGAAGAGCCAGAACCAAGGUCAAAACCAUGAUAGAACCCAGGAGAACCCUCCUGCUGCUCUGUCCCGGUCCAGCAGCGAGGGGGGGUCCAACAGGAUGUCCCUGAGCUCAGAUACAGAGGGGCCCCCUCCGGGGCCUCUGCAGCCACCUCUUUCCUGCAGAACCAACCCAGACAUCCGUGAAGAGGACGGAGAAGGAGAACCGACCCCCUGUGCUUCCGUCCAGAAACACCCCAGCUCCUCCAUGGCGGGCAGAGACAAACCAGAGGCGGGCCCAGGGGGGGACACAGUGGGUGUGGAGAUGGACCGGAACCAGGCAAAGAGUGAGGCAGCAGCCGGGCUCAAUUAUGACUCGGUGAAAUACACCCUGGUGGUGGACGAGCACGCUCAGCUGGAGCUGGGGAAGCUGAAGGACUGCCUGCAUGGUCACUCUGAGCACAACGAGGACAGCGACACAGAGACCGUCUACCAGUCGGCCAAUGAGGAGGAAGACCCCGAGUAUGAGGAGGAGAGGAGGAAGAGCGAGGAAGCACGGAAAUUAGAGAGAAGGAAAGAGGAGGAGAAACAAAGGAAAGAGGAGGAGAAGAGAAGAAAAGAAGAAGAAGAGGCCAAGAGAAGGAAGGAGGAGGAUUUAAAGAGGAGGAGGGACGAGGAGGUGAAGAGAAGGAGGGAAGUCGUAGCCGUUGCCAGGGUCUGCAAACAGUCCAAAGUCUCGUCGGCCACGACUUCAGAAGAAGAGGAGUCUAAUGGAGGAAGAGGUCCGAGAAGCAGGAAGUUCCUCAACCUGUUUUCCGCCAGCAGCAGCAGCCCGUACUGCUCCACAGCCCGGAAUGACGGCUGGACGGAGCCAUUCGUGGUCCGGUUUCUGGGCUCGGUCCAGGUUCCCUUCCACAUGGGAAAUGAUGUCCUGUGUUCAGCAAUGCAGAAGGUAGCGUGCAACAGACGGUCAGCGGGUCAGCCGCCGUCAGCCUGCGUGCUGGAGGUCAGCGUGAAGGGCGUGAAGAUGAUCGUUCAGGACCAGUGCCACUCUGCUCACCGGGGAGACCAGUGUUUCCAUUUCUUCCAGUUGAAGAACAUCUCAUUCUGUGGCUGCCAUCCCAAACACAGCAGGUACUUUGGAUUCAUCACCAAACAUCCUGACCAGCAGCGCUUCGCCUGCCAUGUCCUGAUGUCAGACACCUCCCUACAUCCUCUGGCAGAGUCGGUCCGGAGGGCGUUCCAGCAGUACUACAAGGAGCACAUCGGAUAUUCCUGUCCCACCGAGGACAUCUUUAUUGAAUGAACCCUCCUCUUCCUCCUCUGGCUCCUCCACAAAACUGAAGACUCACUCUGUGCAUGUAAGCCUGGUCUUACACCCGGACAGCAUAUCCUCCCUGCAUGGUGGGUUUUUACUGAGUUUGCUGCAUCAAAAGAGACGGCCAGGUCCAUCUUUAAUUGCCCGGGUGACCAGGAGAAUCCCUCUAUGAUGGACACAACCAAAACAACUUAACACACCGAAAUGUCCCCAACAGUCACUUUAUAGUCAUGCAUUUAUUAACAGAAAAUAUUUACAUGUACCCAUAAUUAGAUAUUGUAUUCAAUGAGCGUUGACAUCCAACAUUUAGAGAUGAUGGGAACCACAGAUGAUCACUUUAACAGAGAGACACAACCUCUAGGAAGAGGCUAAAAGUGCUCAACUCACAGAAGACCGCAGCUGAGAUACCAACAAAGACCACUAGAUGGCAUUAAAACAACUGCAAACAUCGGUUACACUGGGGAGAAGAAGACGAGGUGUCCAGACAGAAUCACAAAUAAACAGAAAAAAUACCAAAGGCCCAAAUAAAGCUGGUGUAGUUUGAAGGCCCUCAAUGAUCCAAAGGCAGCGACAACAAUUGUUUUACGCUUUAACUCUAUUAAAUCACAGAGAAACAAUCUUUCUUUUUAUAGUGGCUUUUAUUCAGCCACACUGAAAGGUUCCCCCUGUGGAAGGCAUCCAGACUUUGACUAGGCCACUCCCUUUAUUUUGUUUCUUUCAAUUAUUCAUACAUCUCCUCCAAUGUAACUAAGGUUUUAUGGACUGAUGGUCAGAAUCUGCUGGUAAGGAGCAGAAGUUAUGUUUCUGUCACUUACAGCAGGUCAUUCUUGUGAUCUGAGACGCAUUCCUGCGGCGCAGAGUACCGUCGCUCCCGUCUUUGGGUCAUUCAGAUGUUUCUUGGCAGAUGUUAGACAGAUGUUCAUGCUGAUUUUGGCUCUGGACAAGCUGGUUUAGCCUGUUUUGGGCUCUUGAUGAGUUGAAGUCCUCUUGGAGUAGUUUUAGUAGGGCGGCCCCUUGGGGAAGGGUUCGCCUCUGGUCCUUGUUGCACCUCACUGAGGUUCAAUGAACUCCUGAAGCGUUAAAUAGCGCUUUGCAGCACUUUCCAGGCUGAUGGACGCCAGUGACUCUGUUUCUCAUCUGUCUGGAGGUUCUUUACAUCUGCACUGGAAAAACUAUCUAAAAAUGAGCAAAAAUGUCUUUAAUUAAGUGAAUUUACUCUUAAUUUGAGUAGAUAAAUGAGAUGAUUUGCCAAUGGAAUGAGUAUUUUUACUCUUAA
Cyprinodon variegatus (sheepshead minnow) is the source of this 3587-nucleotide messenger RNA. RefSeq names its product C-Jun-amino-terminal kinase-interacting protein 1-like. Gene Ontology annotation, biological process: regulation of JNK cascade. The record is from RefSeq and is a predicted model, not a curated record. The transcript is spliced from 10 exons. Gene Ontology annotation, cellular component: cytoplasm. NCBI's taxonomy places the organism in Eukaryota, Metazoa, Chordata, Actinopteri, Cyprinodontiformes, Cyprinodontidae. The coding region runs from base 302 to 2299 and encodes 665 amino acids.